Carcharodon carcharias (great white shark) is the source of this 4257-nucleotide messenger RNA. It is a transcript of the gene trpm3, whose product is annotated as transient receptor potential cation channel, subfamily M, member 3. The record is from RefSeq and is a predicted model, not a curated record. Gene Ontology annotation, molecular function: monoatomic cation channel activity. Gene Ontology annotation, biological process: protein tetramerization; monoatomic cation transmembrane transport. Lineage: Eukaryota; Metazoa; Chordata; Chondrichthyes; Lamniformes; Lamnidae. Bases 1 to 4257 code for a protein of 1418 amino acids. Gene Ontology annotation, cellular component: membrane. The transcript is spliced from 20 exons.
AUGGAUGCCUUAGAGAUGGAGUGCCAAUGCCCAGCUUGGUUCACUGGUCAUGGAGAGGCAGGGGUCUCUUUCAAAGGAGCCAAUGCCUCAGCACCAGACCAGCUCAGUUUAGCUCUGGCCUGGAACAGAGUGGACAUAGCUCGGAGCCAAAUCUUUAUCUAUGGACAACAGUGGCCGAGGACAGGUCCUGUGUAUGAAGCUUCUAGCAAGCGCAAGUGUGUGGCUUUUUGUCAGCAAUACUCAAGUUCUGUACCACCAAGUGACAAGGGACUUCCUAAGGAUCUGGACAACAAAGAGGAAGAAAUGGAAGAUGAUGGCAUGGUCAACAUUGGCAACAUGUGGAGGGGGCAGGAGGUCAAAGAGGGAUGGUAUGCCAAUAUCAUGGUUACAGAGAACUCCAUUCAUGUCCAGGGCAAUGAAGUGGGCUCCCUUGAGCAGGCCAUGCUUGAUGCUCUAGUUCUGGACCGUGUGGACUUUGUGAAGUUGCUGAUUGAGAAUGGGGUGAGCAUGCAUCGCUUCCUCACUAUCUCCAGGCUCGAGGAGCUCUACAACACCAGACACGGUCCACCAAACACUUUGUACCAGCUGGUCAGGGAUGUUAAAAAGGGUAACCUCCCUCCCGAUUACAGGAUCAGUUUAAUAGACAUUGGACUAGUGAUUGAGAACCUGAUGGGAGGAGCAUAUCGCUGUAAUUACACUCGGAAAAGAUUUCGAACACUGUACCACAACCUGUUUGGUCCAAAAAGGCCCAAGGCUCUGAAACUGCUGGGAAUGGAGGAAGAGCCUCCCAUGCGAAGAGGCAGGAAGACGACUAAGAAGAGGGAGGAAGACAUAGACAUUGACUUGGAUGAUCCAGAGAUCAAUCACUUCCCCUACCCCUUUCAUGAGCUGAUGCUGUGGGCUGUCCUGAUGAAGCGACAGAAGAUGGCAUUAUUUUUUUGGCAGCAUGGUGAGGAGGCUAUGGCCAAGGCGCUUGUCGCCUGCAAGCUCUGCAAAGCCAUGGCCCAUGAGGCCUCUGAAAAUGACAUGGUGGAUGACAUCUCACAAGAAUUAAACCAUAACUCCAGGGAGUUUGCUCAGCUUGCUGUCGAGCUCCUGGACCAGUCAUACAAGCAGGAGGAGCAGAUGGCCAUGAAGUUGCUGACAUAUGAGCUGAAGAACUGGAGUAACUCGACCUGCCUGCAGCUGGCUGUGGCAGCGAAACACAGGGACUUCAUCGCUCACACCUGCAGUCAAAUGCUCCUCACUGACAUGUGGAUGGGAAGGCUCCGAAUCCGGAAGAACUCCAGUCUGAAGGUUAUUCUGGGCAUCUUGUUGCCUCCAUCGAUCCUGAGCCUGGAAUUUAAGAACAAGAAUGAAAUGUCAUACAUGCCACACAGCCAAGAGUCGGCCUUACUGGGGAAGGAAGUGGAGGAGCCUGAGAAACCUGUCAAAGAGAAGGAGGAGGAGGAUAUGGAGUUCACAGCAAUGCUGGAUGGGGUAAAUGGAGAAUCUGUUCGAAAGAAAAAUGAUGAGGAAGUACCAACUGUACAUAGAAUGAUUCCCUUUGGGAGAAAAAUUUAUGAAUUCUACAAUGCUCCGAUUGUUAAGUUCUGGUUUCACACGCUGGCGUACUUUGGCUAUCUGAUGCUUUUUAACUACAUUGUUUUGGUGAAGAUGGAACGAUGGCCAUCAGUGCAGGAGUGGAUUGUCAUCUCUUAUAUCUUCACGCUUGGCAUAGAGAAGAUGCGAGAGAUCCUGAUGUCAGAGCCUGGGAAAUUGUUGCAGAAGGUGAAGGUCUGGCUGCAGGAAUACUGGAAUAUCACAGAUCUCAUGGCUAUCCUGCUUUUUUCUGUUGGGAUGGUGCUACGCCUGCAGGAGCAGCCGUACAUGAGCUAUGGCCGAGUUAUCUACUGCGUCGACAUCAUUUACUGGUACAUUCGCCUAUUAGACAUCUUCGGAGUCAACAAGUACCUGGGGCCUUAUGUCAUGAUGAUUGGAAAAAUGGAAGGAUAUAUUGACAUUGGAGCGAGUGCACUGCUAAUUGACCUAAUUAUACCAGAGUUAAAAGGGUUAAGUUAUGAUGACAGGUUGCAUAGUCCAGGAUUGUAUUCCUUUGAGUUCAGAAAAUUAAGGGAAAUGUCAAAGGGUUAUGGAACCAAGAUGAUCGACAUGAUGUAUUUUGUGAUCAUCAUGCUGGUGAUUUUAAUGAGCUUCGGAGUGGCACGACAAGCAAUUCUUCACCCCAACGAGGACCCUUCCUGGCGGCUGGCGAGAAACAUUUUCUACAUGCCUUACUGGAUGAUCUACGGCGAAGUGUUUGCUGACCAAAUUGACCCUCCCUGUGGGGCUGGUUUGACAGAAGAUGGCAGACCCUUGCCCCCCUGCAUAACUGGAGCAUGGAUCAUUCCAGCUAUAAUGGCCUGUUACCUCUUAGUUGCAAAUAUUUUGCUGGUGAAUCUCCUGAUAGCAGUGUUCAACAACACGUUUUUUGAAGUCAAAUCGAUAUCGAACCAAGUUUGGAAGUUUCAGAGAUACCAGCUUAUUAUGACCUUCCACGAGAGACCCGUCCUGCCUCCUCCACUAAUCACCUUCAGUCACAUGACCAUGGUCUGCCAACUCAUUUGUUGCCGCUGGCGGAAGCAGGAGACUGACCAGGAAGACAAAGAUUAUGGACUCAAGCUCUUCAUUACUGAAGAUGAACUAAAGAAGCUGCAUGAUUUUGAGGAGCAGUGCAUAGAGGAGUAUUUUCGAGAAAAGGACGAUAUGUUCAACUCUUCAAAUGAUGAAAGAAUCAGAGUCACCGCUGAACGGGUCGAUAACAUGUCGAUGAGGCUUGAGGAAGUGAAUGAGAGGGAACAUUUCAUGAAGGCUUCCCUUCAGACCAUGGACGUCAGGUUGGCGCAGCUGGAGGAGGUGACAGGACGCAUGGCAUCCGCCUUGGAAAAGCUGGCUGGCAUGGACAAGGGAGAAGCAGGCAAGGUGAGAUCCAGGACCUCCUCGGACUGCACAGACACAGCCUACAUUCUGAGACAGAGCAGCUUCAACAGCCAGGAAGGGAACAGUUACAAACUCCCAGAGUGUGGGGAGCAGGCAGGAGAGGAGUCCAUCUCUCCCACGUCUCCCAUCAUAACGCCAAGGAUGAGGAGCCACUCCUUUUAUGCGGUGAGCCCAAAGCAAAGGGCAGGAAUGGACCGGACUGAGUUUACCUGCAAGGAAAGGUCCCUGAGUUUGCAGAGGACAAGCAGCUCACAAAUGGUGGCCAUGGCAAAGGAAUUAAAGCCUGGGCCUCCUCCUGCACCCACUCCUGCUCCACCAGAUGAGAAAAGGCCAUCCUCUUGCAUUGACAUCAAUGUCUCAGCGAUGGAGAAGGAGGAGGAGGAGAAAGUUGAGAGCACCUUGAAAGUUCCCACCAGCGUAGGCCCAUCUGAAAUGAUGGUGGUCAUGCUGGGCAGUCAAGGGUCACCUCUGGUUCCUGGUCAGUGGCCAGAGGGGAAUGGGACAUAUGCGGAGAUGCUCAUCUCCAAUGGGCUAAUGACAGCCCCAGAGACUUUGAUGACAGCCCCAGAGACCGUGCAGACAGCUGAAUGCCUCCAGCAAUGGAUCACCGAUCCUCCCAUGUAUCACACCUUGGAGCGCUCGAAGAGUAGCCGCUACCUGGCUGCCUCCAGCCUUUACACAGACGAGUGUCCGAUAGUCAAAUCACACAGUUUUGUCUUCCCAUCUCGGGGUUAUUAUGGCUGCGUGGGGGUUCCUGUGAAAUCAGCUGAGUACACCAGCAUCACUGACUGUAUUGACACCCGUUGUGUCUCUGCACCUCCGCUCAACAUUGAGCACUCGCCCUUGUCCAGUGGCUCGCAUGGUGAGCAUUCGAGUGGCCUGGACGAGGUUUCCACCUCUCACCCAGAGAGGGAAGCUGAACUGAGUCAUCCCAGCUCGGACAACGACGAGAACGAAGGCGAGGGCCAGCUGGACAAGGGGCCGGAGGUGGUCAGCACCCUCCUCGGUGGCCCAAACCAUGCGUCUCCCCUCUCCCGACUGGAGAGAGCAAACAGCUACACAGCCUCAGAGUCUAAUGCACUGGGCUCAGACGCCAGGAAGAGCUGCUCCAUCAGCGACAAACUGGACAGGCAGCGGAACUCCCCUGCGAUUCAAACUCCUUUCCAGCGCAGCCGCUCAUCCAAACCGGACGGCAUAUCCGAGGGCAUCUCCCUGAAAACUUUGGCAAGAACGACAGCUUUUAAAAGCUUUGACAGCAGCAAACACAGCUUCACAUAA